AUGGACAGUGAUUACCUCGAUUUUGAGCACCCCGAGCCAGUGCCAUGCUGUCGCAUUCUGAAUCCUAAUGACAGUCGGGGAGAAUUGAAGACUCAAUAUUCUUCCAAAGACAACGGUGGCCUGAUUUAUGACCGGGAAGAUGAUGGCGGCUUCAGCAUCUCGUUCGAGCGCAUCCUUCAAGUAGACGGUUGGAGCUGCGGUGCUGAGGCAGUUACUGAAAACACUCCGAGAGAGGCAAUGACACUCAUGGUGUUCAAGCUGACAGUCACCUGCACCAGGCCCAAACGCUGUGUGAGAAGCGUCAAAUCAAGAUUAAAGUUUGAGCGCUUGGAGAGGAGUGACAAACCCGGACCUGGGGUUGUGGCCUGGGCUCCUUUUCGCGAGUUGGAAAAGACCAACCAGACAAACGUUAAUGAGAAGCAAACGACCACGACAGACAUCCACGCGGGGUUCAAAGGAGAUGGCGCCGAAGUAGGCACAAGCCGGACAAAGGUCAAGGAGAUCUCCUUUGAACGCAAGUACUUUGCCCGGGCCUUUGCCGCUGCCACGAUGAACAAGGCUGGUAAGAGAGGUGGGGUCCAGUGGUGCAUGCAGCAGAACGAAAAACAGAAGGAUGGUGUUGUGCCAACCAUCUACACAGCAGUGCUUCUCAGUCGGGCCACACUUGAGGAGCCUUACAUUGUCGAAUCCAAGAUCCAGAUAAAUGGCGGCACCUUGUACGAUCUUAAGAACGAUACCCUUGACUUUUUUGGUAUAGGACCGGGAGUGACGAAGCCUUACCUGGUUCAACCGGAUUUUGAGCAGCCCCGAAUCAGGUACGAAGGAGCCAGUAUUUUCCCUACAGUUGACAGGGAAAACUUGUUUGGUCUUGUAACAAGGACGGAGCAAGGCCCUUUUGGCUUGGUUAUCCAUUGGGAGACGGAUGACCCGGCGGACGACAAAAACGAGACGGCUAUCAAGCUUGGAGAAACAAGGUAA
Messenger RNA from Pochonia chlamydosporia 170, 978 nucleotides. RefSeq lists its product as hypothetical. The record is from RefSeq and is a predicted model, not a curated record. The transcript has a single exon. The coding region runs from base 1 to 978 and encodes 325 amino acids. Lineage: Eukaryota; Fungi; Ascomycota; Sordariomycetes; Hypocreales; Clavicipitaceae.